AUGUCCUUCCAGCCAACGCCCACAGACAUCUCUGUCAUAAUCUCAACAGCCUCACAUACGGACAAUAAAGAAACGCCCUCCCUCGCCACCGAACGCCGCAUCACCCCGUCAUGGAGCAUCUCCGUCCUCAAAGCCAAACUCGAAACCAUGACUGGCAUCCCGCCAGGCAGCCAGAACCUGCUCUUCAAAGCUCCAGGCCAGGCCGAUCGAUGGAUUACUGGGGGGGAAGAGAGGCAGAUUGGCGAGUGGGGAUUGGUUCGGGGGUGUGAGAUUGUGGUCCACGAUACACGCCCACCCACCGCACGCGUGAAUUUCGGCGACAUAUCAUCUGUCGAAAAAUACGAACUGCCUACGGAAACCUACGAAACACUGUCAAAUUCCGUACUCGCAUGGAAAAAGAACCAAAAGCUGGGCCGAUUCAAUCCAGACGCUCAGUCGCCAGAGUCUUUAUUGGAGGAACAAGUUGCGCGCGAUACCCACGAGAUUUCUGCACGGGGCAUAGCAGUGUCCAAGCGUGCUAUUGUGCUCCCUUCGUCGCCGCCGCAUAUUCGAAGGGGUACGGUGAGAUAUGUCGGGCCGGUGAAGGAGAUUCCCUUUGCGCCGCUCAAACGAACCCUUGACGAAACAGAAGAGCAGCCAGUAUGGGUGGGAAUUGAGUUGGAUGAGCCAACGGGGAAAAAUGAUGGCAGCGUUGCGGGGACGAGGUAUUUUGAGUGUGGCUCGAGUUGUGGGGUGUUUGUUAAGCCGGAAAAGGUUCAAGUUGGGGAUUUUCCGCCGUUGGAGUUGGAUUUUGAUGAUAUGGAGGAGAUAUAA
This is a messenger RNA of Talaromyces rugulosus, 813 nucleotides long. RefSeq lists its product as uncharacterized. Gene Ontology annotation, molecular function: microtubule plus-end binding. Gene Ontology annotation, biological process: cytoplasmic microtubule organization. Bases 1 to 813 code for a protein of 270 amino acids. Lineage: Eukaryota; Fungi; Ascomycota; Eurotiomycetes; Eurotiales; Trichocomaceae. Gene Ontology annotation, cellular component: microtubule plus-end; cytoplasm; nucleus. The record is from RefSeq and is a predicted model, not a curated record. The transcript is spliced from 2 exons.